This is a messenger RNA of Dichotomopilus funicola, 2007 nucleotides long. Its product is annotated as ABC transporter G family member 15. NCBI's taxonomy places the organism in Eukaryota, Fungi, Ascomycota, Sordariomycetes, Sordariales, Chaetomiaceae. Gene Ontology annotation, molecular function: ABC-type transporter activity; ATP binding; ATP hydrolysis activity. The coding region runs from base 1 to 2007 and encodes 668 amino acids. The record is from RefSeq and is a predicted model, not a curated record. Gene Ontology annotation, cellular component: membrane. The transcript has 6 exons.
AUGAGUUCCUCCUCUGCAGCCUCCUGUGGCGGCGACCAGUCGCCAGCCAGCAAAGAAGUCCAGACUAUCGACGCCGACAUCGAGCGUGGGGCUGACUCCCACUUCCUCAACACCACCGUACGCUCCCUCGCCUGGAAGGGCAUCACCGUGACCGUCAAGGACCGUGAGACCGGUCUCCCCAAGAACCUCGUCGACAACGUUGACGGUUUCCUCGAAGCCGGCGAAGUCCUCGCGAUCCUCGGCCCCUCCGGCAGCGGCAAGACGACCCUCCUCAACCACCUCGCCACCCGCCACCAAACCUCCGCCUCCUCCACCUCGUCAGCCUCCUCCCAGGGUACCCUCCUCCUCAACGGCCAGCCCCUCCCAUCCAUCUCCACCCUCCGCUCCAUCACCCGCUUCGUCGAGCAAGAGGACUCCCUCGUCGGCGCCUUGACCGUGCGGGAGACGCUUGCUUUUACCGCUCGGUUGUCUACCUCUUCUUCUUCGUCCUCUUCUCCCUCUGGUGGGUCGACGAAAAAAGAAGCAUGGCGCGACCGCGCCUCCCGCAUCGAAGCCCUGAUCGACGCCUUCGGCCUGCGGAACCAAGCCGACGCGCUAGUCGGCACACCGCUGCGCAAAGGGAUCAGUGGCGGGCAGAAGCGGCGGUUGGGCGUAGCAUGCCAGUUGGUGACGGCGCCGCGGGUGCUGGUGCUGGAUGAGCCGACGAGUGGGUUGGAUUCGGUGGCCGGGUGGGAGGUGAUCAAGUUUUUGGGGGAGGUUGCGAAGAGGGAGAGGCUUAUUGUGAUUGCGUCGAUUCACCAGCCUAGUACGGCGACUUUUAAUCUUUUUGAUAAGAUCUUGCUUAUGUCUCGGGGCAAGACGCAUUACUUUGGUCCGGUGCGGCAGGUCGCGGGGCAUUAUGAGGCUAUUGGGUACCCGAUACCGUUGCAUGUCAACCCGGCUGAGUUUCUGCUGGAGAUGACUAACACCGAUUUUGCGGUGGACCGGGACGAGGCUGGCCGGCGGUUGGAGGCGAUGCAGACCGCGUGGACUACCUCCGAGGCUGGUAAGGCGGUGCGUGGGGCGAUUGAGCGGGCUGAGGGGGAGGGGGAGAAGGGGUCUGGAGGAGGUUUGAGGGAGGUAGAGGUUGAGGCGGCGUCGAAGAAGCCUGGGUUGCUGAGUGUCGUGCUGACGCUGCUGCAUCGGAACUUUGUGAAGAGUUAUCGGGAUGUGGUUGUGUAUGGGAUUCGGCUGGCGAUGUAUUUUGGUCUUGCCAUCAUGAUGGGUACCGUCUGGCUGAGGCUGGAUGCCGCGCAGGAGUCCAUCAUCCCCUUCAUCAACGCCAUUUUCUUUGGCUCGGCAUUUAUGAGCUUCAUGGCCUGCGCCUACAGCCCGGCGUACCUCGAGGACUAUAUGCAGUUCAUCAAGGAGAAGCGCAAUGGCCUUUCCGGGGCCACGGCCAUGAUCAUCUCCAACUUUCUCAUCGGCGUGCCUUACCUGUUCAUCUUCUCGCUCAUCUUCUCCGCCAUCACAUACUGGCUCUCCAACUUCCAGCCGACCGCCCAAGCCUUCUUCACCUCGGUGCUGUGGAUCUUCCUGGACCUCGUGGCCGCCGAGAGCCUGGUGGUGCUGCUGGCCUCCAUCUUCCCGUCCUUUGUCGUCUCGCUCGCGCUGAUCGCUUUCGCCAACGGCUUGUGGAUGAGUGUUGACGGGUUCAUGGUGCCGCCGACGAUUCUCAACGUGUUUUACCGCUACGUCUUUCACUUCUGGGACUACCAGAAGUAUGUGUUUGAGAACAUGAUGGUCAAUGAGUUUAGCGAGCGCGUGUACACGUGCGCGACAACGGCCACUGGGUGCCAAUGCAUGUGGCAGACCGACCUCGCCGACCAGUGCCUCAUUCGCGGGCAAGGUGUGCUGGACCAGUAUGGCUAUCAGCCGGGGUACAUGGGCAAGGAUGUCGGCAUCAUGAUGGGUAUCAUUGCUGGGUACCGCAUCGCCGCUUGGAUCGUGCUGAAGCUCAAGAGCUAA